GACUUCCGUGUCGUCAGCAUCGACCUUUUCCGGCCCCAGCAUUGACAAAAUCCUCACCCUGAGAAGUGCAGAUUUGAUGCGAGGCAUCUCCAUAAAGGAAUCUUUGCGUCGUGGCGGGCGGUUAUGGCGCAAAUCCCCCAUCGACUUGCCGGAGAAGGAGAAAGCUGGACUUUGGUCACGUUCGCGGCAGGUCGACCACUUCGACAUUUUCCUGUCGCACACAUGGGCUACCAGAGGAAGUUGGAAGUACCUCUCUCUAUCCUUUCAGCAGGGCUGGGCCUACGUUCUGCUGUUAUGGCUUCUUGUCCUGGUGAUGGUGGAGCUCCUGUGCUGCUUGCGUCUGGCGCCUGUGCUUGGCACAGUCAGCUUCGGAGUUCAAAAUUUCGAUGCGAAGUGCCCGUUCAGUGGCCUCGGCAUACUCGUUGCCAUGCCUGUGUCUGUCCUCACUUUCUUCGUUGUUCCCUACAUCCCCGACGUCGGGGACAAGAAACAAUCCUGUUUCCUCGAUGUGGUCAGCAUCAACCAAUGCGAUGCCAAGAUGAUGCAGCAGGGCAUCUAUGGGCUUGGCGGCUUCCUGAGUGCUUCCAAAGAAAUGAGAAUCCUUUAUUCUGGACGAUACCUCUCCAGGUUGUGGUGCGUUUUUGAGUUGGCUGCCUUCCGCACGGCCAACCCCACCGGCAGGAUCCGCUUCGCGCCGUUGUUUGUGGAGCUCGGUGUGGCCGUCCUCUGGCUCGGAGGCACAUUGGCGAUUCUUCUCUACAUUGUGGGCUUCCUCACGAAGUUUCGCGGCACAGUUCUUCUUGUCGUGGCACUGCUCCCGCUGCUCGGAGUCUUCCACCUCCUCCGGCAGAACCUGUCCCGGAAGCGCCAGGUCUUCUUGGCCUUGGCAAACUUCGAACUGUCGAAUGCGAGCUGCAGAUUUGCCUCGGAUCAGGAGUUCAUCUACAGCGCAAUCCAAAAGUGGUACGGCAGUUUAGAUGCCUUCACCGCUCAUGUUCGCGGCCCACUUCGUGACGAACUGCUCAAAGACCACUUGGGUACGAGCCUACCGUGGUACUACGGCGUGCUGAUUACGACCCCGUGGAUUAGCUUAGGGAUGGACGCGCUGGCCGCCUUGGUCGCAGGGGACGCCCCCACCGACGCCAUCCUGGCAUAUGGCCUUGCCAUGACGCUGGGCCUCUUCACUUUUUGGUGGCUCUUUACCAUGCUAUUCUUGCUGCUGCUUUGCCACCGGUGCCCAUCGGCAGAAAGAAGCCUUUGCUCUGUGGCGCAGUCUUUGAUUUUGUUCUUGCUGUACCUCUUGGUCGCACUGUCUGGUGUCUAUGCAGCACGCCGGGCAGCCAACCACAGUGUCGGAGCAUCAUUCAUAUGGUGUGUUGCAGCUGGCCUUCUUGUUUGGCUAUGUGGUGGCGGACUUCAGCGUUGGCAAGCACUUUUCCACGGGAAGGGGGUCGUAAGAUCGCCGGAAGUCCCCCGUACAUCAUGA
Symbiodinium sp. CCMP2456 is the source of this 1486-nucleotide messenger RNA. NCBI's taxonomy places the organism in Eukaryota, Dinophyceae, Suessiales, Symbiodiniaceae. The record is from the annotation of a GenBank genome assembly.